Messenger RNA from Linum tenue, 2604 nucleotides. The record is from the annotation of a GenBank genome assembly. NCBI's taxonomy places the organism in Eukaryota, Viridiplantae, Streptophyta, Magnoliopsida, Malpighiales, Linaceae.
CUAGUGGAAUGUGGAAAUAAAAUCCAUUUUUGCCGCUUUUGCGCGCCGUCCAGGUAUCUAAGGAGAAUUUCAUAAACGACUCCGUUUCAGAUGCCGCUCACUGGUCGGGAACGUUCGCGGAGGUCUAAGAAGCAAGAAGGCGAGCCCUGAACAACGACGUAUCUUCUUCCCCAUCAGAGACCUAGAAUCCACCGGGAAUGGCCGCCAUGACGCCGCCGCCGAGAGACAGCGUCCCUACCGCUUCCGUCUUCUCCUCCUCCCGCUCUCGCCCUCCCGACGACACCGUUUUCUUCGCAAUAUUCCCCGACUGCUUCGUCUCAGAUUCCCCUCCGCCGUCUCCAGCCCACUAUCUUCAGUCUCUCCACCUCCGAAUCCUCCAGUUCCUGUCCCCGCAUACUUCUUCCUACAUCUGGCAGCACGAGCCGCUCUCUCUCACCAUCUCUGCUCCGCCGUCGCCGUCCUGCCCAUGCUCCGGUAAGUCUUCUGUUCCUCACCUCCAUGGAAAGCUCCGGUUCGGGGACAACAUCGAGGACGAGUGGUUCACCGUCUUCCUCCUCUUCGAAAUUUCUCGCAAUUUCCCUUCGCUCUCCAUUCGCGUUUGGGACAACGAUGGCGAGUUUCUCCUCAUCGAGGCCGCUUUCCACCUCCCUCGUUGGAUAGACCCGGAGAACAGCGAGAAUCGCGUGUUUAUCCGCCGCGGCGAUCUCCGAAUCGUCCCCAAGAAGCGCCUCCCCAACCCUAGCUUACCUGAAUCGUUAAAGUUCCUCGUGAAUUUCGAAAUCGAUUCACGGGCGGCGGAGCCAAUUCAGAAGGCGGUGAAGGAUCGGAUUUCGGACUAUCCGGGGAGAGCGAGGCGAAACACGCACUGUGUUAGGGUUCGGGUUCCUGUCUCGGUGGCGCAGGUGCUGACGCACGAGCCGUGCUUGAUUUCUCUGGCGGUGGAAGGAUUCUACGACAGGGAUAUCGAUACCAUGAAGUAUGCAGCGAAAAUGGAGAAGUUUUUGAGCAGAGGGAGGCAGGAGGAGCUCGUUUGCGUGGCGGUUAAGAUGUCUAGAGCCAUGUACGCGCAGUUGAUGCAGCAGAAGUUUCAGCCACCUAAGUGCUAUCCAAUGCCAAAUCGAAGUGAAGACUUGACGGCGUAUCUGGAGGCAGAGCUGGGGAUGAAGAUUGCUUGUGGGUUGGAGAUGAUAUAUCAGCUGAGGAGGAAGGAAGGAGUGGAUGCGAGGGGGAGUAAUUUUGAGAAGUAUAAGGAUAUCUUGGAGAAAAGUGGCUACUUCGAAGGUCUGUUGCCUGGUUCUAUGGAGUACAAGCGGUUAAGGGAGUUUGCAGAGGAGUAUUACAGGAAGAGCUCUUCGGCCGUGAGAACUAGUGAGACAAUGAGUGAUCCGGUGAGGCGGAUUGAUGACAUCCUUGCGAUGCCUGAUUCAGCAGACAGCUUUAAGCAACAUGAAGUUCCUGCUUCAGAUGAUGAUUCCUGGCUCUAUGGUGGUGAAAGUGAGCUGAACGAUGCUCUUCAAGUGAGGCAAAAGGAGAUUGAUCAGUAUAAUGUUCAACUUAGAAAGAAGUCGAAAGAGCCAGAGGGCAGUGGUCCUUCGUCCAGCACAAAUGUUGAUGACUUUAAUCUUCAGGACAUGGCUCGAAGCAUGCAGGCAUUUGUAGAGAAGGUGUCCAGUUUUGAGGGAGCUGAAGUUCCUGAAAACAGGAAGUCGGGAGAUGGAGAAGUGGAUCUCGAUGUUGACCGGUUUCUAAAAGACAUGGAAUCAGUAAUGAAGCGUUAUGUCCCAGAGUCCAAGGAUGGUGAUGCUGAAAGUGAAGAAGAGGCAUCUUCAUCUGAUAUGGAGUUUGACGAGUUGGAUAGCGAAGAUGACAUCAUGGCACCUGAUGGGGACAAUGAGGAUGGUGAAGACAGGUUCUCGCAGUCCUACUCUGCUGCCCUGAAUCAGGAGCUGAAGAACAGCACUGUUGGCAAAAGCUUUGUUCAGGCGGAUGGACAAACCUCCAAACCAAAUGAGGGGACGUCAAAUGUUCCGGUGGAGAUGGAAGAAGAUUUUAGCCCUGUAGAUGUGGACUUCAACCUGGUGAAGAAUCUACUGGACUCGUUUUCGUCUCAACAGGGACAACCAGGUCCAGCUUCCAAUUUGCUGGGACUCAUGGGUGUUCAUCUGCCGGAGGAUUCCAGCAGCAAGGGGAAGUGAGAAACCCAUACCAGGCUUGUAUUGUGCCUUACGUGAUGUAAUAUUUAACCCGCCAGGUUGUAUUGUAUCAUCGUGAUAGGGCUCUUCUCAAAAGUUGACAAUGAAAGCACAAUACAUGGCCUUUUUUAUAUGUUGGCUAACGACAGAGUUAUGUAUAAUGAUAGGGCUCUUGGUAGAAGUUGAAGGUGAUGUUGUUUGCUUUCUAUUGGUUGGUGUGGUGGUGUUUGUGGUCUCGAAUAUAUUGCUUGGCGCCAUUCUGUUCUUUCUGUCUCAACGAUGAAGCUGAAUGUGCCUGUGAGACGGAAGGGGCGUAUUUCGGGCAUCUUAUCUUUACUGGUGGCAUGAUAAGAAUGAAACCUUACUAUGUGCACUAGCUCGAGUCCGGGCAGUGGAUCGGAAAGUGUUGAAG